Messenger RNA from Chanos chanos (milkfish), 4623 nucleotides. Its product is annotated as adhesion G protein-coupled receptor L3. Lineage: Eukaryota; Metazoa; Chordata; Actinopteri; Gonorynchiformes; Chanidae. The coding region runs from base 1 to 4623 and encodes 1540 amino acids. Gene Ontology annotation, biological process: adenylate cyclase-activating G protein-coupled receptor signaling pathway; cell surface receptor signaling pathway. The record is from RefSeq and is a predicted model, not a curated record. The transcript is spliced from 24 exons. Gene Ontology annotation, molecular function: G protein-coupled receptor activity; carbohydrate binding. Gene Ontology annotation, cellular component: plasma membrane.
AUGACCUUCACCAUGUCCUUCACCGUGACCUUCACCAUGACCUUCCCUGUGACCUCCACCGUGACCUCCUCCGUGACCUUCACCUCGGCACCUCCUCCACACCCUCCGUUCAGCCGUGCUCCCGUGCCCAUGGCAGUGGUGCGCAGAGAGCUGUCGUGUGAGGGCUACCCCAUCGAGCUGCGCUGCCCUGGGACCGACGUCAUCAUGAUCGAGAGUGCCAACUACGGCCGCACGGACGACAAAAUCUGCGACGCAGACCCGGCACAAAUGGAAAACACACGCUGCUACCUGCCCGACGCCUACAAAAUCAUGUCUCAGAGAUGCAAUAACCGGACGCAGUGUGCUGUGGUUGCUGGACCUGAUGCGUUUCCUGACCCUUGUCCUGGAACAUACAAGUACCUGGAGGUCCAAUAUGAGUGUGUCCCUUACAAAGUGGAACAAAAAGUUUUUCUGUGCCCUGGGCUGAUGCGCGGGGUGUAUCAGAGCGAACAUCUCUUUGAGUCGGACCACCAAUCGGGAGCGUGGUGUAAAGACCCUCUGCAGGCGUCAGAAAAGAUCUACUACAUGCCCUGGACGCCGUACCGCACCGACACUCUGACCGAGUACUCCUCUAAAGAGGACUUCAUCGCCGGGAGGCCCACCACCACUUACAAACUCCCCCACCGUGUGGAUGGGACAGGCUUUGUCGUUUAUGACGGUGCCUUGUUCUUCAACAAAGAACGAACACGCAACAUCGUGAAGUUUGACCUGCGCACGCGCAUCAAGAGCGGAGAGGCCAUCAUCGCCAGCGCCAACUACCACGACACAUCUCCGUACCGCUGGGGCGGGAAAACCGACAUCGACCUGGCGGUGGACGAGAACGGGCUGUGGGUGAUCUACGCCACGGAGCAGAACAACGGCCGGAUCGUCAUCAGUCAGCUGAACCCCUACACGCUGCGGGUGGAGGGCACCUGGGACACGGCGUACGACAAACGCUCCGCUUCUAACGCCUUCAUGAUCUGUGGUAUCCUGUAUGUGGUGAAGAGCGUUUAUGAAGACGAUGACAGCGAAGCCACGGGCAACAAAAUCGACUACAUUUACAACACAGAGCUCAGCAAAGACGGGUACCUCGACAUCCCCUUCCCAAACUCCUACCAGUACAUCGCCGCCGUGGACUACAACCCCAGAGACAACCUCCUGUACGUGUGGAACAACUAUCACGUGGUGAAAUACUCGCUGGACUUUGGAACACUUGACAACAGACCAGAGUCGUCUACAUCUGCACAUGUGUUUAUGGACACGACCACAACCAGGACUACCACAAGGCCCACCACCGUUACCAUGACAACCACCACUACAACCACAACAACAACCACCAAGUCUCCCACGCUGACCACGGCGGUUCGGUGGGACGGCAGCGACGCGGCAGAGGGCCACGCGCCGGAGGUCACCACGCGCCCAGCACCUUCAUCUCAGCUGCCCAAUAUAGCGGUGGAGUUCUGCAAUCCCGUGACAGAGGCUGACGUUUCCUGGCCCAGAACGCGUCAAGGCACGGUUGCCAGGCAACCCUGUCCAGCAGGAAGCAUAGGAACUGCCUCCUAUUUGUGUGUGGGCCCUGAAGGUUACUGGGAUCUCCAGGGACCAGACCUUAGUAACUGCACCUCUCCAUGGGUCAGCAUCAUUGACCAGAAGAUGAAGGCAGGGGAGCCAGCAGCCAUCAUAGCUCGUGAGUUGUCGGAACAGACAAAAGGUCCCAUCCAGGCCGGUGAUGUGGGCUACACGGUGCGAGCCAUGGGUCGACUGGUGGACCUGCUGGACGUGCAGCUGAGGAAUUUGACUCCUGGGGGGAAGGACAGCGCAGCACGCAGCUUGAAUAAGCUGCAGAAAAGGGAGCGCUCCUGCCGGUUCUACGUCCAGGCGAUGGUGGAAACGGCGAAUAACCUGCUCCAGGCUCAGGCCCAGGCAGCAUGGAGAGAGCUGCCUGCUGCCGAACAGCUGCGAUCUGCCACUAUGCUGCUCGACACGGUGGAACAGGGAGCGUUCGUACUGGCCGACAACCUGCUCAAGACCGAUAUCGUCCAGGAGAACACAGACAACAUCCAGCUGGAGGUGGCGAGAAUGAGCACAGAUGGGAACCUGCCUGAUCUGAAAUUUCCUCAAAACGGAGGAGGAGGCAACGCCAUCCAUUUAUCAGCCAACACACUGAAACAGCACGGUCGAAAUGGUGAGAUUCGAAUGGCCUUCGUGCUGUACAAACACCUGGGAGCGUUUUUGUCCACAGAGAAUGCCAGUAUGAAACUGGGCAGUGAAGCCAUGAACACCAACUACUCUGUGAUCGUGAACUCCCCUGUUCUCACCGCCUCCAUCAGCAAAGAUACAAACAAAGUGUAUCUGUCUGAGCCAGUGGUGUUCACUGUCAGACACCUACAGCAAUCAGGGGAGAACUUCAACCCAAACUGUUCGUUCUGGAGUUACUCCAAACGCACCAUGACUGGGUUCUGGUCCACUCAGGACUGCCGACUCCUGGGUACCAACAGAACACACACCACCUGCUCCUGCACUCACCUCACAAACUUCGCUGUUCUCAUGGCCCAUGUGGAAGUCAAGAGUGCAGAUCCGGUCCAUGACAUGCUGUUGGAUGUGAUAACGUGGGUGGGAAUCCUGCUCUCUCUGGUCUGUUUACUCCUCUGCAUCUUUACCUUCUGUUUCUUCCGUGGCCUCCAGAGUGACAGAAACACCAUUCACAAAAACCUCUGCAUCAGCCUCUUCAUCGCAGAAACACUCUUCCUCCUCGGGAUCAAUCGAGCCGAUCAGCCAAUUGCCUGUGCUGUCUUUGCUGCAUUGCUGCAUUUCUUCUUCCUGGCUGCAUUUACAUGGAUGUUUCUAGAAGGAGUCCAGCUGUAUAUUCUCCUGGUUGAGGUGUUUGAGAGUGAACAUUCACGCAGACGUUAUUUUUACCUCACUGGAUACGGUGUUCCCACCCUUAUCGUCGCUGUUUCAGCCGCUGUCGAUUAUCACAGCUACGGAACUGAACGAGUAUGCUGGCUCCGACUGGACACAUAUUUUAUCUGGAGUUUCAUCGGACCUGCCACUCUCAUUAUCAUGUUGAAUGUGAUCUUCCUGGGAAUUGCUCUCUAUAAAAUGUUCCAUCACACGGCCAUCCUGAAGCCUGACUCUGGAUGUCUGGACAACAUAAAGUCCUGGGUGAUUGGUGCUAUAGCCUUGCUGUGUUUGCUGGGUCUGACCUGGGCAUUUGGCCUAAUGUAUGUCAAUGAAAGCACGGUGGUCAUGGCCUAUCUCUUCACUGUCUUCAACUCACUGCAGGGGAUGUUCAUUUUCAUCUUUCACUGUGUCUUACAGAAAAAGGUGCGUAAAGAGUAUGGGAAGUGUUUGCGUACUCACUGCUGCAGUGGUAAAAGUGUGGACACAUCCCUGGGGUCUGGGAAAAGCUCAGGCUCGCGUGCUCAGGGACGCUACUCCACUGGCUCACAGGUACCUCACCAGCCUUGUAUGACAAACUGCUCACAGUUACAGUAUGAACAAAGCCGGAUCCGGCGCAUGUGGAACGACACAGUCAGGAAACAGUCUGAAUCCUCUUUCAUCACGGGGGAUGUGAACAGCUCAGCGUCCCUCAACAGAGGAGCCAUGGCCAACCAUCUAAUUACUAAUGCUCUGCUGAGAUCUCAUGGUUCCAAUAACCCCUAUAACACAUUGCUUGGGGACUCGGCCAUCUAUAACAACAUCUAUAACAACCCGUCUGUCAGCAUGUACAGCCAGCAAGAGCCCUACAGAGAGACAAAGGGAAUUCUGAACAAUGCCCGGGAUACAAGUGUGAUGGAUACUCUACCACUGAAUGGUAACCAUGCCAACAGCUACAGCCUGGCCAGUGCUGACUACCUUAGUGACUGCGUCCAAAUCAUCGACCGUGCUUACAACACACACAAAGAAACCACGCUGGAGAAAAAAAUCUUGAAAGAGUUGACGGCCAACUACAUCCCCUCAUACUUAAAAAACCAGGAGUAUGUAGCUGAGCACAGUCAUAACCUCGUCAACAAACUGGUCGACAACGUGAGUAACGGGGGCAAGGACACUCUGCCCGCCAGCCUGACACUGGGACUGGACGACAGCACAUCCUACACACACGACGACAGUUUGGGUCUGGAGCUCAUCCGUGAGGAAUCCGACGCUCCGCUGCUUCCUCAAAGGCCACACCCCCCCGCCCCCGCUCUCAGCCACCAGCCCCUGUCCUUUGGCCCCACCUCCACGUCAUCCCGCCGGCGGAUCCCUCAGGAAAACAGUGAGAGUUUCUUCCCUCUGCUGGGUGAUGAGCGGGCAGAAGACACGCCCUCUCCCCAGAGAGACUUGCUUUACACAAGCAUGCCCACGCUGGCCGACACUCCAGACCACGCCCACACCGAUAAGGAACCGGGCUCAGCGCCCCCUACCGGCAGGGUGAGUGAACCAGACGAUGUUUACUACAAAAGCAUGCCCAACCUGGGCUCCCAUAACCACUUACACCAGCUUCAGAGUUACUACCAGCUGGGCCGAGGCAGCAGCGAUGGCUUUAUUAUACCGCCCAAUAAGGAGGAGAUCUCACCUGAGGACCCGCCCCCAGAGCCAUCACACCUGGUCACCAGCCUAUAG